AUGUUGCUGGAAAGCAGUCUGCACUGGAGCUUCAGACCACCCCGACUGGAGAGGGAGAAAAGCCCCACCCCAUUUGCCGGGAUUGCGGGGUGUGAGGAUGAACAGCGUGUUCUGCGAGACAAGGCCCAGUGCAGCUCGGGCACAGCUUUCCGAGCGAGCUGGGGCGGGGUUGCAGCAGGCCACGCCCAGCCAGGUGGUGCCGGGCUCGACGGACGGCGGCUGCGACCCCUCGGACCAGUAAGUCAGGCGGGGUGGGGGUGGGGCCGCCAGCCGCGCCGCCCGCUGCAGCUGCCCGGUCCCCGCAGGUGCCCGCCCCAGGCCCGCUGGAGUAGCCUGUGGCACGUGGGGCUUAUCUUGCUCACCGUCCUGCUGCUGCUGCUGUGCGGGAUCACUGCCAGCUGCGUCCGGUUCUGCUGCCUCCGGAAGCAGGUGAACACGCAGACACGCCUGUCCCCCGCGUGGCAGCCCUGCAAUUUAACAGCCACCCCUGUGGACAGUGACAGCCCUGUGCACAGCACUGUGACCUCCUACAGCUCCGUGCAGUAUCCCUUGGGUAUGCAGCUGCCCCUGCACUUUGGGGAGCUGGACCCUGACUUCCUGAGCCCACCGGCCUAUAGCCUAUCCACCCCGGAGCUGCCACCUUCCUACGACGAGGCCAUCAAAAUGACAAAGCCCAGAGAGGAAGAGCUGGCUGCUUCCCCAAAACCUGGUCUCCUUCCAGGGCCCUCGGGUCCAGGGAGCACACCAAGGCCGCAGGAGCCAGGUCCCAGUGCCCCUUAAAGGGACUAAGAGUGUUCUCUUGGAGCCAUGGAACCCCAGCCUGCCUCCAUCCUUUCCCUGGGGAGGCCUCCGUUCAGCACAUUGCUACAGGCCUGGCCUCAUUGCUAUGUAAUGCUGGCCAGUCGGCCAGCCACCAGCCCUGUGCUGGCCGCCCCAGGCAAGCUGCCACUCUCCACCCCAGCCCCUGGCCUCAGCCUGGAGGAGGCACUGUGUGCCUCAGUCAAGGAGCUUGGAGGCAGCUCUUUGAAGAGAGAAUAAAGUUUAUGUCUGAGUGGA
Messenger RNA from Cavia porcellus (domestic guinea pig), 1056 nucleotides. It is a transcript of the gene Tmem52, whose product is annotated as transmembrane protein 52. NCBI's taxonomy places the organism in Eukaryota, Metazoa, Chordata, Mammalia, Rodentia, Caviidae. The coding region runs from base 1 to 780 and encodes 259 amino acids. The transcript has 4 exons. The record is from RefSeq and is a predicted model, not a curated record.